AUGCUUCAAAACUUGACAAAUCUGGAGGUACUUUCUCUCUCUCAAGUCAUCAUCUCAUCUCCACUACCUGUGAACAUUUCUUCUUCCUUAAGGCACCUGGAUCUUAAACAUACUAAUCUGCUAGGUGUUCUCACAAAGAGUUCUUUCCUUAUACCAAACAGCUUGGAAACACUCAAAUUGAGUGGGAAUCUUCGUCUCGAAGGAGUUUUACCAAAGAGAAACACUCUGUUAACGGAGUUGGAUAUAUCGUACACAGGCAGAUUUAUCACACAACUACUUAAGCAACUCAGUUCCACAUUGCUUGGGAAGCAUGGGUUUACUAACGGCAUUGGACUUAAAAAGGAACAAUCUCACAAAGUCCUUGAUGUGGGGAACAAUGCUAUAAAUGACACGUUUCCAGCGUGGCUCGGAAUUCUUCAAGAGCUGCAGGUCCUUAUAUUAAAGUCAAACAAGUUCCAUGGACCUAUAAGUACGUGUCAUACUGAGUUUUGCUUUACCAAGUUGCGAAUUUUUGAUCUUUCUCGUAAUGAUUUCAGUGGCUCACUUCCUGCAAAAGUUUUUGGAAACUUCAAGGCAAUGAUCAAAUUAGAUGGUGAAGACAUAGGAAAUAUCAAGUACAUGACAUCUCUGUUGAAUUCGCCAUUUGUCACAUCGUAUGAGAAUUCAGUGAGUUUGGUUAUCAAAGGGCAGGAUUUGUAG
Solanum lycopersicum (tomato) is the source of this 699-nucleotide messenger RNA. The record is from RefSeq and is a predicted model, not a curated record. NCBI's taxonomy places the organism in Eukaryota, Viridiplantae, Streptophyta, Magnoliopsida, Solanales, Solanaceae.